Molecule: messenger RNA, 3209 nt
Organism: Toxorhynchites rutilus septentrionalis
Lineage: Eukaryota; Metazoa; Arthropoda; Insecta; Diptera; Culicidae
Gene: olf186-M
Exons: 5
Coding region: 834-2684 (616 amino acids)
Molecular function (GO): signaling receptor binding
Source: RefSeq, a predicted model, not a curated record
AUUCGUCUCUGGAAAAAUAUGAAUAUUCGACUAACCAUUUUAUGGAUAAAUACGGAGUACUAAAAUGUGGAACAGAUUUCAUGCUUAAUUUCGAUCGAUUCUCUUCAUCGAUAUUCGAUAAAACGUUGAAAUUCUCUAACGUCAGCGGUGAAAAUAUUUCCUGAUGUGUUUGACGAUCUGGAUUCUAGAAGAGAAUCUCGUUUAUCAAACUACCUGACAAAAAUACCGUAAAAUUCGUUAUCUAAAGAGAAAGUCAAUACAAAGAAUCGAUCGAAACAGAUAGGUCAUAUAGAAAAGUUGAGUAUGAUUUCAUUUAUUUCUGACUGAAGAUCUGAAUGUAUAAAUCUGUUAAACGUGUCCACGUGCACAUAAUCUGUACCGGCACGCACCUCCCCGUGGACAAGCGUGGGCAUUGUCGUUAACCAUACCUUCGAUCACCCUCUACCACUUUCUAGAUGUAGUGCAAUGCAUGUUUUGAAAACAAAUCUCCAACAACACUGAUUGUGUUUCGAUUGAAGUACACAUGACUUCCGCAUGUUUACAUUUUACUAUCUCUGAAAAUCUUUCUCUUAUUCUAUUUUCUAUCACAGUUCCUUCUACUUAUCAUUGAGUCAUCUUAUAAAAAAAUAUGUUGUUUAAUGUUUGUCUAUUGUCAACAAAAACCAACAAGGUCUGUGUGCAAAUCUUUCCGUUCACAUCCAUCAGUUUGAAUCUGAAUCUAGAGCUGUACAGUAUCUCUUUUGCCACUUGCGGCAACUCUGUAACGUCUCUUAGAGGAACCACUUGUGUAGUUGUAGAUUGUGCGUUGUCUAAUUGGAGUAUUUGUCGGAAAAAUGCUCGUAGAGCACCCGAUUAUCGCAACGGUUGAGAUGGAAAAUCUCAUCAUGUUCUUCAGUUUGCUUGAUGCAAAGCAGCAUUGGCACAACAUUCACAGGAAUCUAUUUCGUUCCCGUGUCCGUUAUUGGUUCAACGACAUCGUCGAUGAGAUGCGCAAGAAGAGCCCCGCUUCUGUCCAAAAGUGGGUGGAUUCGAUACAGAUCCCGUCGGGUGGAGCCGAUGGUGCCCAAGAAGCUGGCCCAUCAUCAACGGAGCUAGCAGAGCAGCAGCAAAGGAUGCAUCAUGCCUGUUUGAUCGAAUCUGCAGAGCCAACUGAGAGUGCCGAAUCCGGAUCCGAGAUGGAUCACGAGAGCAACGAAGAUGCAAUCAGACUGGGAGUUCCGAUGUCACAUUCUGAUGGAGAACAAAACCCAACCGGUGGCGCUUCCGCCGGAGUGGAUCAAAAAUCUGAGGGCUCAUCGAUGUCCAUUAAGAACUUGCUAUCGAAGAAAACAUUAUUAGAGAAAUUCAGUCGCAGUAGUACAAACCUGGAACAGGCGGCAGAACAGGAAAUAGGCCUUCAGGAGGACGACACGCGUAAAACGUCCUCUCUUGCAUCAAUUGGCAAGAUAAAAAUCAAUGAGUUUUACGACAAACUUAAUAUGAAUAAGGCAAAGUACAACCUGAUUAAGGCGAGGAAUAUUGACAUUCGUAACAUGAUCGGGGCCAGUAAAGAUAGUAUAAAUCAAAAGCUACAGCAACCCCAACAGCCGCCAAAUAAUUUUGAAUUACCACCGAAAUUGAUAGUUGCUGUCGAAGCGAAGGAUGAACCUAUGGUGGAACCUAUUGUUGUGGAGAAUGAAGGAGGGACUAACCCCGAACGAUCGGAGACAAGUGGCAAACUCAGCACCGCUGAUAUCUAUGAGUUUUCAUUCGAUGAAUCGUUCCCCAAGGAUGAUGACGUUCCGGAUCCGAGCGAAGAUGAUGAGAAGGAAAACUUUGAAGUGUCCCCACAGCUCUAUGACAUUUACCUGAAUCCACCAAAAACCUACCAGCGGAUGGGCAUAGGAAAAAUUGGUCGCAGCUCGAGUGAAAAUCCUCGUAUUAGCAGACGCUUCAAUCUGAUGGAAAUCGGGCGUAGCUUUAGUGAGAUGAAUGAUGAUGACAAUUUCAUUAUUGGCGAGGGUAACAACAGUUGUCCCAACCCAUCGUCGUUAAAUACCAGCUCCAGUAUCAACAAUAGCAGUACCAACAUUCUUGCUCGCUCGGUUCCGGUAAGCCCUAUCCCGCGGACGUCCAGUAAGCUUAGUAUUCAUCAGGAGAAUUCUCUCUCCGAUUCUCCUCGGCGGCGGAGCACGAUGCUGAUGAAGGACAGCUCCCUGCAGUCUGAUUCAAGUCGAUGUUCCAGCGUGGAAAGUUUACUGAAUGCAAGAAAACCCGAUCCCGAACGAAUAUUGCUGAAUCUGGGUUUUGGUCCAGCGCCACACAGUACUGAUGUUCUGUCAAAAAUCCCGAAAAGAUUUCUCAAGCCCUCGCAGGUUCGGGGAGUCGACACGGAGGCCUUCCUGCGGCAACAGCAAUUAUCCAUGCAUAUACACGAGAACAGUGUCCUCGGUUACCGUGGACUUGUUGGCAAUCCUCACAUCCCUCCAUCUAUGAUAGUAGCAAAAAUAAUGGAACGAUUCCAGGAGAACGAACGGGGCCGACUGGAACGCAGCAGUACCAUCAGUGGAGCGAUCGAAAUGUCUACUUCAGUGCCAAUGGCAGCCCAGUGCGAUAGUCAAACUUCGUCCAGCACUUCCACACAUAUCUUAAUUCCGCGCCACUCAUCACUUGCCUCUGAAGGACGAUUAUGUUCUGAAAUAUGAUAGCUCUGACUGUUUACCACAUUGGCAUAUCAUAAAGAACGCAAUUAAUUUAUAGACACACGUUGAGCUUAAAACCUGUACUUUAUUUUUUAUAGACAAGUCUACACUAACAUUCCUCCGGAACGAAUUCGUAUUCUAGUAUAUAUUUAAAAGUGAACUAAAAAUACAUUCCUCUUUGAAAGAAAUGUUAGAAGGCAGUAUUCGAUAUCCGAAAUUUUACAACACUUUAUCACACUUUUGAUAGUGAUUUUCUUAUAAAUGUGAUAUGAGUCAGGAUACGUAAACAAAAAAAAAGAAUAAUAACAUGGAAAUGAACGAAUAAUUGAAUAUAAUGUGAUGUUGAAUACCUACUGCGACUUAACCUGAGCUUCUGGUGAAAUAUUUUGUUAUCAUGUUGAGAACCAAUCUAUCCCAUAAAAAAGUUGAUUAUUUUGACUGUUGAUUAAUCUUGUAGAUCAGUGUUUAUGUUAUAUUCUGGAAAUUCACGUAAAUACAGAAUGAAGCGUUAUGCAAAACAUUGGCUGU